Molecule: messenger RNA, 1949 nt
Organism: Passer domesticus (house sparrow)
Lineage: Eukaryota; Metazoa; Chordata; Aves; Passeriformes; Passeridae
Gene: CTSE
Product: cathepsin E
Exons: 9
Coding region: 41-1219 (392 amino acids)
Biological process (GO): proteolysis; antigen processing and presentation of exogenous peptide antigen via MHC class II
Cellular component (GO): endosome
Molecular function (GO): aspartic-type endopeptidase activity
Source: RefSeq, a predicted model, not a curated record
CGGGCACGGCACCACGGCGGGCACUGCCACCAUCCACGCCAUGAGGCGCCUGCUGCUCCUCGCCGCGCUCUGCCUGGCCCUGGCCAGCGCCCUGAAGAGGGUGCCCCUGGGCCGGCGCCGCUCGCUGCGGAAGCUGCUGCGGGAGCGGGGGCAGCUCUCGCACCUCUGGAGGGCCCGGGACGGGCCGGACGCGAGCAGCGAGGACUGCGCCGCCUUCUCGGAGACCAGCGAGCCCCUCAUCAACUACCUGGACAUGGAGUAUUUUGGGCAGAUCUCCAUUGGGACACCACCCCAGAAUUUCACUGUGGUGUUUGACACGGGCUCCUCCAACCUCUGGGUGCCUUCUGUCUACUGUGUCAGCAAAGCCUGCGUUGGGCACACCAGGUUCCAGCCAACCCAGUCCAGCACCUACCAGGUGAUAGGGACCCCCUUCUCCAUCCAGUACGGCACCGGGAGCCUGACGGGCAUCAUCGGGUCCGACCAAGUAGCCGUCGAGGGUCUGGCCGUGAGCAACCAGCAGUUUGCAGAGAGCAUCAGUGAGCCGGGAAAAGCCUUCCUGGAUGCUGAGUUCGAUGGGAUCCUGGGGCUGGCUUACCCCUCCCUGGCCGUGGAUGGGGUCACCCCUGUCUUCGACAACAUGAUGGCCCAAAAUUUGGUGGAGCUGCCCAUUUUCUCUGUCUACAUGAGCUCGAACCCUGACUCCCCCCAGGGAGGAGAGGUGCUUUUUGGGGGCUAUGACACCUCCCGCUUCACGGGCACCCUGAACUGGGUGCCAGUCACCCAGCAGGGCUACUGGCAGAUCCAGCUGGACAACAUCCAGCUGGGGGGGACAGUGACCUUCUGUGCCAACGGCUGCCAGGCCAUCGUGGACACCGGGACGUCGCUCAUCACGGGCCCCACCAAGGAGAUCAAAAAACUGCAAAACCUCAUUGGGGCUGUGUCUGUGGAUGGAGAGUACGCCGUGGAGUGCAGCAACCUCAAUGUGAUGCCUGACCUGACCUUCACCAUCAAUGGGCUGCCCUACACGCUCAGCGCCCAGGCUUACACCCUCGUGGAGUACGCUGAUGGCACGGCCUUCUGCACCAGUGGCUUCCAGGGCAGCGACAUCCCCCCUCCCACAGGACCCCUCUGGAUUUUGGGAGAUGUUUUCAUCCGUCAGUUCUACUCCGUCUUCGACCGUGGGAAUAACAUGGUGGGGUUGGCCCCUGCUGUCCCUUAGGGCUGUGACAUCCGUGGGGCAGGAGAGGAACGGGCCUUGGCAGGGCAGUGGAUGUCACCAUGUCCUCCUCAGUGUCCCCAGGGGGAUGAGGACACCCAGGGAUGCAGUGAAGAGUCCAGCAGAGGUUCAGUCCACACCAGGACACUGUGAUAGAAAAAUGUCUCGAGCAGCUCUGUGAUCUGCUCUGCACAUUCUCUCUUUUUGAAUCCUGAGCCAAUAAAAAUGUCGAUAAACCCAAACUUCUCAUGCUUCUGUCAGCAGCAGCCCAGCAGAAAUCCUGCACGUCUCAAAGGGGGUUAAAUCCUCCUUGCCCAUGUCCUGCUCUCCUCCCUGGGUGAUCCAUGGCACUGCCAGGGCUGCACUCCAGCCUGGCUGGAGCUUCCCUGGGAUUUCCACAGGGGCAGAAAGAAGGGGAUGCUUGGCCCAGGUAGAGCAGAAACCCCUGGAGGUGACUGUGGCCAUCCCUGAGCAUCCCAGGGGCAGGACAGGGGCUGAAGAGAGCACUGGGAAUGCACCUUUCCUCAGCUGGGGCUGGUAAACAAGAAGGUAACAAGGAGACUGGAAAGACCCUGGGGCUCUUUCUGUGCCACAAAACUCCAGGAGCCACCGGUGAUUUCCAGUGAAAUUCGCUUUGAUUCCCGUGGGGAACUCACAACACAAUGUCCUUGGUGGGUCCUUGAAGCAAAAAGGGCAAAGCAGCUGCUGAGCCCUGGGCUGGGCUGGCUCAAAG